Messenger RNA from Eruca vesicaria subsp. sativa (arugula), 278 nucleotides. Lineage: Eukaryota; Viridiplantae; Streptophyta; Magnoliopsida; Brassicales; Brassicaceae. The record is from the annotation of a GenBank genome assembly.
GUGGAAAUAGGGGAAGGGGUCAGAUUUAUCCUGAUGGUAGCAAAAGUAACAAUACAGUUUAUAAUGCUACGGCAGGAGGGAUAAUAAGCAAAAUUUUACGAAAAGAAAAAGGGGGAUACGAAAUAACCAUAGUGGAUGCAUCGAAUGAACGACAAGUAAUUGAUAUUAUCCCUCGAGGCCUAGAACUUCUUGUUUCAGAGGGCGAAUCCAUUAAACUCGAUCAACCAUUAACGAGUAAUCCUAAUGUGGGUGGAUUUGGUCAAGGGGAUGCGGAAAUA